This is a messenger RNA of Zootermopsis nevadensis, 904 nucleotides long. The record is from RefSeq and is a predicted model, not a curated record. Lineage: Eukaryota; Metazoa; Arthropoda; Insecta; Blattodea; Termopsidae.
AAUUUUGUAUAAGUGAUUGAUUUGUGUUUUGUAAUUUCGUGUUGUGGAACUCAAAUUAUAUAGCGUUGUUGGGUGCACAGUCUUCAAACCGCUAAAUAUUGUUAGAGAGAAGAUGAACGAGUUGUUCCUUGGAAUUCAUUUUAAUUGAAGAUCUGCGAAAUAGAAACUGGAAGUGGAACGUGGAGGAAUGACAAGUCCCUCACCCCAGUCUUCACCUAUGCCCCCUCCCCAGACUCCUUCCCCAAUGGGACCUCCCCAGCAGUCCCCUUCACCCAUGCCAUCUCCAUCAGGCAUGGCACCACCACCUCAAGCACCAUCACCGAUGGGCCCACCACAUCAUCACCCACACAGUCCAACUGGGUAUACCCAGGGCCCACCUCCAGGAGUGAUGCAUAUGAAUGGACCAUCAGGCCCACCACAACAUGCUAUGACUUCAGGAACACAAACAUUCCAGCAGCACACCAUGGGUGUGGGACACCCUCAACCUGGACUUCAGGGAGGGCCACAGGAUAACCUGAAUGCUCUUCAGAGAGCUAUUGAUUCAAUGGAAGAGAAAGGACUCCAGGAAGACCCUCGUUACUCUCAGCUCCUGGCGCUCAGAGCUCGCCAAGGAACAAUGGAACCCCCACGUUCAGUGCAGUGUCCAGACCAGAUCUGGGGUCUGCCGAAUUCUAACCAGUGGGUACCAGGGUCUCCUUCUCAAAGAGUAAAGCAGCCAGAUCUUGAAGCUGACUCUAGUGCCAAGGGAUUUGGCGGCCCAAAUGACCCACAACUGAAACAUACCUUCAGUUCAAGCCAGCUGCAGCAACUUCGAGUGCAAAUUAUGGCCUAUCGGCUGCUGUCACGGAACCAACCACUGACACAGCAGUUAGCAAUGUUUGAUAUUUGCUUGUUUGAUGCAUGA